CUGCCGGAGGGGCGCGCUCCUGCUCCUGCUCCCGCUCCCGCUCCGCUCCCGCUCCGGUUCCCUUCCCCCUGCACGCACGUUGUCCGUGCGGCGGCGGCAGAGUGCCCGGUGCCAAUGCGGGGCGGGCGCGGCACCCCGGGGGCGCCUGCACCACCGCGGUGGAAACUUCACCUCGCUGCCGGGCCGACACGCGGCUGAAGCCCCCGGCGGGGCCGGGCCAGGCGGGGAGGAGCGGACCGGCGGGAGGGAGGGGUUCGCCCGCCCCGGGGGCGUCUCGUCUUGUUUGAUUUUUUCCUUCGUUGGAAGAAAAAAACAAAUAAUAUUAUCCCGCUUUAAACUUCCGCGCCCCGCUCUCCAGGGCGCGCAUCCCGCUUGGCGGGGUGUACGAGCCGGUGAAGCCUCCAUGCUGCCCAGCAUGCAGAGGCAGGGGAGAAGAGAUGGAGAUGUGCCUUCUGCCCUCACCUACACCUUCAUCCCCUCCCUGCAAGACAAAGGUAGUGGUGUUCCUGUGAGUCCUGAGCUGGAGUCAGCUGGAAGAUGACUGAAUAUAAACUGGUGGUGGUGGGAGCUGGUGGUGUUGGGAAGAGUGCUUUGACAAUACAGCUCAUACAGAACCAUUUCGUUGAUGAGUAUGACCCCACAAUAGAGGAUUCCUACAGAAAGCAGGUUGUCAUCGAUGGAGAGACGUGCCUGUUGGACAUCUUGGAUACUGCAGGGCAGGAGGAGUACAGUGCCAUGAGAGACCAGUACAUGAGAACAGGGGAAGGGUUCCUCUGUGUUUUCGCCAUCAACAACACCAAGUCCUUUGAAGAUAUUCACCAGUACAGGGAGCAGAUCAAGAGGGUGAAAGACUCAGAUGAUGUUCCCAUGGUGCUGGUUGGGAAUAAAUGUGAUUUACCAGCUCGGACAGUGGAGACCCGGCAAGCACAGGACCUGGCCAGGAGUUAUGGGAUCCCCUACAUAGAAACGUCUGCCAAAACCAGACAGGGUGUUGAAGAUGCUUUCUACACCUUGGUGCGGGAGAUCCGUCAGCACAAGCUGCGCAAGCUGAACCCCCCGGAUGAGAGUGGCCCUGGCUGCAUGAACUGUAAAUGUGUCAUCUCCUGACCAUGCUGACUCGACUGUGUCUUGGAGAGGUUCCUACUGUGCAGAGCACACGGAAAGAGGGGAAGCAAAGGAAGAAGUAAAUGGAUUAAGGGGAGGCGUAUAGGGGGAGAGGAAGAGGAAAGGGGGAGCAUGAGCCCCUCCAAGGACUAACUCCCAUGUCACUCAAGCCUGCGGCAAACAACUUUUUUUUCUGUUUUUUUUUCCUCCCUCAUCCCCUCCUCUUUUGGCCUCAUCCCACCCCAGCAACUGUACAAAGCCACAGAUUGAAUCACAGUAAAUUAUUAUUUGAUGGUCUUGACAAA
Molecule: messenger RNA, 1409 nt
Organism: Calypte anna (Anna's hummingbird)
Lineage: Eukaryota; Metazoa; Chordata; Aves; Apodiformes; Trochilidae
Product: GTPase HRas
Exons: 7
Coding region: 538-1107 (189 amino acids)
Biological process (GO): Ras protein signal transduction
Cellular component (GO): plasma membrane
Molecular function (GO): GDP binding; GTPase activity; GTP binding
Source: RefSeq, a predicted model, not a curated record